Prinia subflava (tawny-flanked prinia) is the source of this 1688-nucleotide messenger RNA. RefSeq names its product potassium channel subfamily K member 16-like. Gene Ontology annotation, biological process: stabilization of membrane potential; potassium ion transmembrane transport. Lineage: Eukaryota; Metazoa; Chordata; Aves; Passeriformes; Cisticolidae. Gene Ontology annotation, molecular function: potassium ion leak channel activity; outward rectifier potassium channel activity. The record is from RefSeq and is a predicted model, not a curated record. Gene Ontology annotation, cellular component: plasma membrane. Bases 89 to 1093 code for a protein of 334 amino acids. The transcript has 5 exons.
CCUGCCCGGGGGAGGCUUCCCAGGAGUGUGAGGGAUUUACAAUCACCACCUCUCACUCCUGGUCCCCUGCAGUGUCACACUGAAGGCCAUGUGCAGUGGCAAGCUGCAGACAGCUUUGCUGGUGGCCAGCUACUUUGUCUACCUGCUGGUGGGUGCUGCCGUGUUCCAGGCCCUGGAGAGGACAGCUGAGAAGCAGGAGAAGAGGGCAGCUGCCCAGAUGAAGGAGGCUUUUCUGCAGAACUUCACGCAGCUCACGGUGGCGGAGAUGGAGCAGUUCAUGGCGAACCUGAUUGAAGCCAUUCAAAAUGGAGUAUACCCUGUUGGAAAUGAAUCACAGUUUGAAGAGAGCAACUGGGAUUUCAGCAACUCCUUCUUCUUUGCAGGCACAGUUGUCUCCACAAUAGGCUAUGGCACAUUACAUCCUAAAACUGCUGGGGGACAGAUCUUCUGUGUGUUUUUUGCUCUUUUUGGAAUCCCUCUGAACAUUGUUUUUCUGCACCACGUUGGUAAGAUGCUCUCCCUGCUCUGUAAAAAGCUGGGGAAAUUCCUGUACGAGAAAGGAAUGAGAAAGAAGAAGAUCAAAUUUCUGACCCUUCUGUUCUUCCUGGCAACGGGGAUCCUGGUUUUUCUGUGCUUGCCAUCAGUCUUUUUCCAGAUAACAGAGGGCUGGUCCUACAGCGAAGGAAUUUACUUUGCAUUUAUCACCCUCAGCACCAUUGGCUUUGGAGAUUAUGUAGUAGGCAAACAGUCUGACAGGAAAUAUUUUUCCUACUAUCGAGUGCUUGUGGCCAUUUGGAUUCUUUUUGGCCUUGCCUGGAUUGCUCUGCUGUUUAAUUUAUUGACAACAGUACUAGAAGAUACUGAAAAAAUAAUUGUCAAGGAUUUCCAGGAAAUUGGAAAGGUGAGUAAGGACAGUGUAGGAAGCCAGCAAAGAAGAUGCUGGCCUGUUCAAUUUAUUCCAGAAGAAGAACUGCCACCACCACGUGCUGGAGGGGAUGCACAGAAAAUGGAGCCAUUAACAGCAGAUUCUGAACACACAAAAAAUGAAAAAAAAGUGUUUUCUAAUAGCAAAACUAUUACUUUAACGUGUUGAUAAUUUAAUUCUUCACUGAAGAAUUGCUAGUUAAUUAUUCUGAGGAACUUCACAUAGAAAUAAAAUUUCUCCUGCCAUUUGCUGAGAUAUGACCUUUUAGAGCUCAAGACUUGCAGUUACACAAAGCCUGAAUAUUAAUGGUAAGAAAUUUGCUCCUCAGUUUGCAGCUAGGUUGUGCUAACAGCCUGAGAAGUGCACUUGCUUUGCAAGGUGUUUUUAAGGUGCUUUCACAAAAAAUGCAGAGGAGGGGCAUGGCAGAGCUUGCUGGUUCUGUUUGGAUUUUGCAGCUUGCAAGAAAUCGUGUCUCUUCCAGUAACUGACAUGCACAAGCUUUUCUGGAGCAUUGCAUAGCACUUUUGGAAGAAGAAAUAAGGGUUUAUUACUUACUAGAUGCCUGACUUGAACCAUUGUAUUGGAUAAGGUGUUGUGGUCUGAAAGACAGGUUCAAAUGACAAGACCUGAGCUCAGUUCAGAGGCACUGGAAGCAUCUAAUGGACAGGGUUAUGAAAAGGUUAGCAUAUUAGAAAUGAUUGAUUCUACCUCUUCCUGUUUUAUACUAAGAUGAAUAAAGGCAAUUUCAGCUUUUAUCCCCAUG